This is a messenger RNA of Penicillium verhagenii, 405 nucleotides long. RefSeq lists its product as uncharacterized. The record is from RefSeq and is a predicted model, not a curated record. The coding region runs from base 1 to 405 and encodes 134 amino acids. NCBI's taxonomy places the organism in Eukaryota, Fungi, Ascomycota, Eurotiomycetes, Eurotiales, Aspergillaceae. The transcript has a single exon.
AUGCAAUUCACUACUCUCCUCCCUGUCUUCCUAUCCAUGGGCUUGGCCAAUGCUGCCGUCCUCGCUCAACCCUCUACCUGGCAGAUCUCCAACUGGCAGAUCGUCAGCUCCGGUGGUACUGUCUACUCCUUCAACAUUACCGGUGCCGCUUCUGCCAACUCGCCUGGCUUCAAUACCCACUGUGAGGGUAUCGUCCCCAAUGCCACCGCCUGUGACGACACAAACAUCACCGCAACCGUCACCGAACAGACGCACCCUUACUGGAACCUUGCUGUUCAGCAUGAAUGGCACCUCUUCCCCGCUGGUGAAUCCGAGCAGACCUACUGGCAAGCCGGCUCCAAGAAUGUGACCCAGACCCAGUCCAACUUCACCAUCACACCCGACGUGUUCUACGGUGUCGCGUAA